CAUGCACCAAAGUGGAGGCUGAGAUACAACUUGGAUUUAGUGGAGUUAAAAACUCACAGACAGCUGGUCCCUCGGCGAUGCUUAUCCGACACCACGUUAGAGAUUGAUCACCGAUCACCAGGACUGAUCGUCCCGCCAGCAGCCCCCGCAGUGCCGCGGAGAAACCAGAGCAGCGUGCCCCCCUCUCUGAGCUCCAGGAAGAAGACGCAAAGAUGUCAGAGAGGAGAUGUCAGAAGAAGUCCAUCUUUCUCUCAUCAUUACUGGUGUGUUGUAUGUUUGCUAGUGCAGAGCAUUCCAUCUGUGGAGAGUACGAAUUCUUCAAUCAGACCAGUAACAGUUGCCAGGCCUGCCCUCAGUGCCAGCCGGGACAGGAGCCGCACAUGACCUGUGGCUUUGGUGUGAAGGAUGAGGACUUUGCCUGUGUGCCGUGCCCACAGGGGAAAUAUUCCAAAGGGAAGUAUGAGAUCUGCAGACGACAUAAAGACUGUGACGCCUACUACAAAGCCACUGUUCGGGUAGCGGGUACUCCGGACAGCGACGCCGAGUGUGGACCUUGUUUACCAGGGUAUUAUAUGCUGGAAAACAGACCCAGGAACCUUUAUAGGAUGGUUUGCCACUCCUGCCAGAACGCACCACGCAACACCAAAGAAUGCAGGACAACAGGCGGGUCAAAAGAAAAACCUGUGAUCGACCCUGGCAGCACUACUGUGUUCCCUCAUCUACAUAAAGAUCCCACCGGACAAGGUCACCUAGCAACGGCUCUCAUUAUUGCCAUGUCGACCAUUUUCAUCAUGGCCAUCGCCAUUGUCCUCAUCAUCAUGUUUUAUAUCCUGAAGGCCAAACCGAGUGGCCAGGCAUGUUGUUCUGGACAAGUUGUGAAGGCAGUGGAAGCUCAGACCAACAAACAGGAAGACAAGAAAGAUGUUCCUGACAACGUGGUGAUCUACUCAGAGAAAGAUGAGUUCGACAAACUAAAAGCUGCUCCUCAGAAGACGGUGAAAAGUGAAAAUGAUGCAUCGUCAGAGAAUGAGCAACUGUUGAGCCGCAGCAUAGACAGCGACGAGGAGGCGGCGUCAGACAAGCAGGGAUCAGCCGAGACCAACAACCCCAACCCGUGCCUCGUCAACCUGGGAAACAAGCCCGACCUCUGCCUGCUCUCUCUGGGCCUCCUGGAACGGGAACGAGUCUGCACAGCAUCCCCAACCACUGCAGCCGGACAGGCCAACAACAUCCCCAGUCCCAACCACAUCGGCAAUGUCAACCACUUUGCCAGCACCAACCACAUCAGCAGUGCGAACGGAGUCAACAACAACAAUAAAACCCCGGGGAUGCUACAAAGCCGGAGGAAAAAGAUCCUGGAUCUGUAUGCCAGGGCCUGCAAUGUGACGGAGGGCCUGAGCCCCACAGAGCUUCCCUUUGACUGUCUGGAGAAGACCAGCCGCAUGCUGAGCUCCUCCUACAGCAGCGAGGCGGCCGUGGUGAAGACGUGGAGGCACCUGGCCGAGAGCUUCGGGCUAAAGCGCGAUGAGAUCGGUGGCAUGAGCGACGGCCUGCAGCUCUUCGAGAGAGUGAGCACAGCGGGCUACAGCAUCCCCGACCUGCUGACCCGCCUGGUGCAGAUCGAGAGGCUGGACGCGGUGGAGUCGCUCUGCUCAGACGUGCUUGGCAGCGGUGAGAUGGCGGCGGCUGCCGGACGGCAGGGCAACAGCAGUUUUCACAGCCAGCUGGUUUGUCCAUCCCCAUGCCCAUCUCCGUCCCAGCGCUGCGCCAGUGUCUAAAUAUGUGUUGGAGCACAGACUUGAGAGACUUGGAUGCCUUACAGUAUACAUGUAUGUAGGGAUGGAAACUGCUCUGACAAGGACAGCACAUAUACAGUAUACACCUUACCCCCAUCACAUGAAGAAUGUCCGUGGACCUCCCCAUGUACAAUCCUUGCUUUCCCGUCAUGGGUUUUCUCUGUCAAGAAGCUAAUAAUCUGAAAAACUUUGUAUGACCUUCAUGUUCUAUCUUUUUAAAGUGCUUCAGAGUUUGAGAAAGACAAAACCAAAGACCAAAGAUUAACAUUAUUCUCUAGUUUGUCACUCAAGAUAUUGUCUGUUUUUUUAGAUUUUUGUCUUUCUCAAAAUGCUUUUUAGUAAAAAAAAAAAAAUAGCUAGAUUAACUGUGUGCUGGACGCAACAGAAAAGUUUCGUUAAAAAAUGUACUAUACAUUUUAAAAAUCACUGUGUUUGGUGUGCUGAUGUAAACGAUCACCGAGCAGCUCUUUGCAGCAGUGCCAGUAGUGCCUGUCUUGUAGGCAAACCGGUGCACUAUAAGUGAGAGGAAUGAGGACGCCUUCUUGUCCUCUCACUGAACCGUUUGAUCAGGACCAAAAACUAAUAUUAAAUCCCGGAGCUGAUGCAACUAGAUGUUUGUGUCCGUACUGAGAAGGCGACCCUGUUUGACCGCAGCAUCAGUUAACAUUCAUAACUGUAACUGCGCCCUUUGGCUGUGCUGUCAUCAUGCAAGGAAGACAGCAGAAAUGAGCUCCCUACUUAAAAUGCAAUCAUUACGCCCAGCUGGAAAUACUAAACAUCACUCAGAUCGGCUUUCAUUUGGUAAACUUUGCUUGAGAACUUUGGGCUCUUUGGAACACCACCAUCUGAGCCCCCACCAGUCGCAAGCAUACACACAGUCAACAUUACACACCACGAUUCUUUAGAAACAUUGUGUUUGCUAAUUGAAAAUAUGGGUGUUAAGUGUGGGAUUGCUGAACACAAACAUAAAGUCAGUUAAUUAUAUUUAUAAAAACACAGGACUGAACAAUUUAAGGUGGUGUGUUCGGUGUUAAUCCCAUACAGUGCAUGAAUACAGCAUCACUCUGUUGCUCAUGUUCUACCUAAAUCCACACGCAAAUCCACUUUCCCCAACUUACACACACACACACACACACACACACACACACACACACACACACACCAGUAUACUAUUUACUGCAACUACUUCCUCAGCAGUGACCCAGUCUGUGACCCCCCUCAUAAUUCUUCCUCUCCCCCCUUAUUCCCCUUUUACCUCAACGCUGCGGUCUAGUGCUGCCGCCAGCCCUAAUUAUUUGGCGUGUGGCUCCCCGGGCCCCUAAUAGGCUGAAGUGUUGUGGUUUACAGAGCGGGUGCAAAGUGCCUGUGAUUUCCAGCACCCAAUUAAGCAUUUAGGGCCACUUAACCACUGAAAGCCCAGUGGAAAACCUGUUAAAACCCUGCAUUAAAAACAGAGAUGCCACGGCAGAGGCAUUACUAACUGCCCCCGGGGUUGCUGCGAUGUGAAGGGUGCAAGAAUGCAGCCGGUCGCGGUGGAAGCAGCAUUACAGUCGCCCCAUAACGUCUGACCUUACUCAGCUUUUGUGGUCGGCUCAGUCAUGCUCAGACAGGAUUUAAGCUCCCCUCUCCCCCUAUGGGACCAAUAUGGCAAAUGAGAACAAUAUGCAGUUGUCCACCUCUGAGAAGCAGCUGAAGCUGGUUAGCGUUGUACACACAGAAACUGAGGGUGGCUCCGAUAAGCAUCGUGUUAAACUUUGUGAGGAGCGUCACAUUUACGCUCUUCCUAGCUCCAUUAAUAAUGACGACGUUAACAGGUAAGAAGCUGUAGGUCAUCGUCCUGCUUAAAGCUUCAAAUCUCAGCAGAUAGCGCCAACUUUAACAAGCAAUGCCAAGACUUGCUUUGAUCUCAUUUCUCGGGAAUAAGACUGAUUUUUAUCUGAAGUCUGAUGUUGUCAGCAUAAUGUCCCAUGGCCGCUCUGCACAAAAUCAAACACAUCACCAGCUGCCGAGUUCUUUUUUCUUAUGCCUUUUCUGUUCUUAUUUUAUAUCGCAGACUCUGGGGCUGGACUCCAGUUCUUUAAAUUAAUUAAUGUGCAUGUUUAUCAAGCAUGUAUUCAGAUCUUUUUUCUUUAAUAUCUCUUGUCAGUGCAAAUAAAAAGCUCACAUUUCAAUAUACUGUUAGAGCAGGGUCGUCUUUAUCCAAUACAGUUCAAUUCAAAACAGGUUUAACUUGUUAUUUUUAUGAUGUUUUAUACUUUUGUAAAUAAUGCAAUUUGUGGAUUGAAUUGAAAUGAAAUGGACCCAAGCCCUGGUCUCAAACAGGCAAACUCUUGUCUGACAUGUAUUAUGCUGGUAGGAUGAUAUACGGAAGCCAAACAUGGAUUACUUACCUCAGUAGCACGUACAGUAUAGUAGAGCGUGUAGAGUCACACACAAACUCACCACAGAACCAAAG
Molecule: messenger RNA, 4251 nt
Organism: Epinephelus fuscoguttatus (brown-marbled grouper)
Lineage: Eukaryota; Metazoa; Chordata; Actinopteri; Perciformes; Serranidae
Gene: edar
Product: ectodysplasin A receptor
Exons: 12
Coding region: 213-1778 (521 amino acids)
Biological process (GO): positive regulation of JNK cascade; positive regulation of canonical NF-kappaB signal transduction
Cellular component (GO): plasma membrane
Molecular function (GO): signaling receptor activity
Source: RefSeq, a predicted model, not a curated record